This is a messenger RNA of Musca domestica (house fly), 417 nucleotides long. RefSeq names its product DNA-directed RNA polymerase III subunit RPC10 (gene Polr3K). Gene Ontology annotation, molecular function: zinc ion binding; nucleic acid binding; DNA-directed RNA polymerase activity. Lineage: Eukaryota; Metazoa; Arthropoda; Insecta; Diptera; Muscidae. The coding region runs from base 88 to 414 and encodes 108 amino acids. The transcript is spliced from 2 exons. The record is from RefSeq and is a predicted model, not a curated record. Gene Ontology annotation, biological process: termination of RNA polymerase III transcription; DNA-templated transcription. Gene Ontology annotation, cellular component: RNA polymerase III complex.
UAAAUUCAUAUGUUAAACGAGAAGCGUACUCUCAAACGGUGAAUGUGAAUUUCUGAACAAAAUUUUGAAAUUCCCAAGUAAUGAAUAAUGUUGUUAUUUUGUCCUCAGUGUAGUAACAUUUUAAUGGUGGAACAGGGCACUACAGGCCAUCGUUUCUCGUGCAAUACGUGUCCAUAUAUAUUUAACAUAAAGAAGAAAUCCUCGACCAAAACAUAUCCCCGUUUAAAGGAAGUUGAUCAUGUUAUGGGCGGCGCUGCUGCAUGGGAGAACGUAGAUUCCACUGACGCCGAAUGUCCGACUUGUUCACACAAGAAAGCUUACUUCAUGCAAAUGCAGACACGCUCUGCUGAUGAACCUAUGACAACAUUUUACAAAUGCGCUAAUCAAUUGUGUGGUCAUAACUGGAGAGAUUAGAUC